AUCACGCUGUGACGUACUACUUCCUAACAUGCGCAGUGGUUGACAAGUACCCGACGCAUUGUGGGAAUGAUGGCGUCGUCAGCUGCUCGCUGGUCUACACGUUGGUUUACUGUCAUCUUGUCCUCCGGACAUCAACGUGCAGCCUGUGCCCUUGUCUCGUCUUCCCAUGGAGGAGUCCGUGGAGUUUCUACAUUCAGAGCCGGGACGCUUUGUCCCGGAGGGAACCUGGGCUGUGGCGGGGCUGGGAAAGGGUUGACAUUGAAAGGGCUUCCAGGUUUCAAAACGUCCCACAUUGUGUGCACGUUUCACACAAGCCCAUCAGCGAACAACAAGCAGGACUUUUACCAGAUCCUUGGUGUACCUCGUACGGCAACCCAGAAGGAGAUCAAGAAAGCCUACUAUCAGCUGGCCAAAAAGUACCAUCCUGACGCCAACAAAGAUGACCUGCAAGCCAAGGAGAAAUUUGCUCAGCUGGCUGAGGCUUAUGAGGUGCUGGGCGACGAAGCCAAGAGACAGCAGUAUGACACGUACGGCUCUGCGGGCUUUGAUGCCGGGCGAGCCAGCAGCGGGCAGCAGUAUUGGUCCGGACAAGCCGGCAAUGUGGACCCGGAGGAGCUUUUCCGCAAGAUUUUUGGCGAAUUCUCAGCAGGGCGAGGAUUCGGGGACUUCAACGCCAUCUUUGAUCAGCCACAGGAGUACAUCAUGGAGCUGACGUUCACUCAGGCAGCAAAGGGGGUCAACAAGGAAAUAUCUAUAAACAUGGAGGCAUCCUGCCAGCGUUGCGAUGGCAAGGGCCACGAGCCAGGCACCAAGGUCCAGCACUGCCACCACUGCAACGGCUCCGGCAUGGAGACGGUAAACACGGGCCCGUUUGUGAUGCGCUCCACAUGUCGGCGCUGCGGUGGCAAGGGAACGGUCAUAUCGUCCCCGUGUCACUCGUGCCGUGGGACGGGGCAAACCAAGCAGAGGAAAACCGUCAUGGUGCCGGUUCCCGCGGGAAUGGAGGACGGUCAGACUGUCCGAAUGCCCGUCGGGAAGAAGGAGAUCUUCAUCACUUUUAGGGUCCAAAAGAGUCCAGUGUUCAGGAGGGACGGCGCUGAUAUCCACUCCGACCUUCACAUCUCGGUGGCACAGGCCAUCCUGGGCGGCACGGCCAGAGCGCAGGGCCUCUACGAGACGCUCAAUUUAGCCAUCCCGGCAGGAAUCCAGACAGACCAGAGGAUCCACCUGGCAGGGAAGGGAAUCGCUCGCGUCAGCGGCUACGGCUUUGGGGAUCACUACAUCCACUUCAAAAUAAAAGUACCCAAGACACUGACAGACCGGCAGCGAGCUCUGCUGAUGAGCUACGCUGAGGACGAGGCGGAUGUUGACGGAACGGUUAACGGCGUCACGGCCACCAACACGGGUGGGGGCAGCAGUGGUAAGCAUUGUGAGGAGUUGAAACAAGAGGGGGGCUUCUUCUCCAAAUUGAAGAAGUUGUUUAGUUCUUCCUGACAGCCACAAAGCAGGACUCUUGUGUUGUCCAAUCACGUCCCGUCUUUGCACACGCAUCCUUAUCUCCUCUCCAAGGUAAGAGAUCUUCAUGGAACUGAGAUGCUUCAUCACGUCGUGCAAGGACAGCCGUUUUUGACGCCCGCAUCAUCAAACUUAAAGACUCCAACGGGCUCAAACGCUUGUCAUUUGUGUUCCAAAGACUCCACCCAAGCGGUAGCAGUCCGCACGUGCACACACAGAUGGAGCAAGUAGACACGGGUAGAGUAAAAUACGACAUCCUGCUGCUGCUUUGGAGAAUGCAUAUCAACACGUGGAUGAGACCCCCCCCCCUCGCAACACGUAGCUCAAUUCAUGUCAGCAUUCCGUAGUUGAGUUGAUCCGGCCUUCUGUGCCAUCGUUACGCUUGUACAGUUACAUUGAACGCAACACAAGAUGAAAUAAAUAAAGCUAGUCUUUCCUUUUAAUGUAGUACACUUCUGUAUGUACUGUACAAAAUGACACAAAGCCAAUUCAAUAAAUCAUCCUACAUGAA
Doryrhamphus excisus (bluestripe pipefish) is the source of this 2026-nucleotide messenger RNA. It is a transcript of the gene dnaja3a, whose product is annotated as DnaJ heat shock protein family (Hsp40) member A3a. Gene Ontology annotation, molecular function: heat shock protein binding; ATP binding; protein kinase binding. The record is from RefSeq and is a predicted model, not a curated record. Gene Ontology annotation, cellular component: mitochondrion. Gene Ontology annotation, biological process: mitochondrion organization; negative regulation of apoptotic process; response to heat. Lineage: Eukaryota; Metazoa; Chordata; Actinopteri; Syngnathiformes; Syngnathidae.